This is a messenger RNA of Nerophis lumbriciformis (worm pipefish), 4226 nucleotides long. RefSeq names its product transcription factor AP-2 delta (activating enhancer binding protein 2 delta) (gene tfap2d). Gene Ontology annotation, molecular function: RNA polymerase II transcription regulatory region sequence-specific DNA binding; DNA-binding transcription factor activity, RNA polymerase II-specific. Gene Ontology annotation, biological process: anatomical structure development; regulation of cell population proliferation; regulation of transcription by RNA polymerase II. The record is from RefSeq and is a predicted model, not a curated record. NCBI's taxonomy places the organism in Eukaryota, Metazoa, Chordata, Actinopteri, Syngnathiformes, Syngnathidae. Gene Ontology annotation, cellular component: nucleus.
ACGAAAAGUGCGUGAAAACGUUAAAAGCAGCGUGCUGGCUCCUUAUCAAGGCGAAGAUACAAUAUUUAUUCCUCGUCUCCUGGGAUGCUGCGCGCCUUCUAUUGUCCUCCCCGUUCCUCAGUGCUGAUGCUUAAUUUUUCCAAACUUCUAUAUUACCAAGGGACCUACGACAUCAGCCGAGAAAUACCCCCGCAAGUACAAAAUCUGCGCGCCAGCCCCGUCCGUGCAGAGGGGAGACGCGCGCCUUGCUGCCCUCACACCGACUCACAGCACUCGAGGACGACUUGGUCUAUUCGUUGCGCACUUUUACCGGGGGAUUUUAACGCGUUUUUAUUAAAAAACCAUCGGAGAGGAGGGGGAAAACUGGUCGGUUUUUUUUAGGGGGGGAGAAAGCACAAUGUCAGCAACCUUUCCCGGACUUGUCCACGACGCCGAGAUACGUCACGACGGAUCAAACAGCUACCGGCUCAUGCAGCUCGGGUGCCUGGAGUCCGUGGCCAACUCCUCGGUCGCCUACUCCUCCUCCUCCCCGCUCACCUACCCGGCGCCGGCGGGCACGGAGUUCGCGUCUCCGUACUUCUCCGCCAACCACCAGUACACGCCCCUGCACCACCAGUCCUUCCACUAUGAGUUCCAGCACUCGCACCCGGCCGUGGCCCCGGAGGCCUACGGGCUCAACUCGCUGCACUCGGGCCAGUACUACCAGCAGAUCCACCACGGAGAGCCCGCGGACUUCAUCAACCUGCACAGCGCGCGAUCGGCGCUCAAGUCGUCGUGCUUGGACGAGCAGCAGCGGCGGGAGCUGGGCUGCCUCGACGCGUACCGCCGCCACGACUUGUCGCUCAUGACGUCACACGGCUCCCAGGCCUACGGCGUCGGGAUGCACCACGCCGACCAGAGACUGCUGCCGGCGGCCGGCCUGGGCCUCGCUUCUGCCGCGGACGACCUGCAGGGCUCCGUGGAAGCGCAGUGUGGGCUCAUGCUCAACGGCCAGGGGGGCGUCAUCCGCAGAGGGGGAACGUGUGUGGUGAACCCGACAGAUCUGUUCUGCUCGGUACCGGGUCGACUGUCACUGCUCAGCUCCACCUCCAAGUACAAAGUCACCAUCGCCGAGGUGAAGAGACGACUGUCACCGCCGGAGUGCCUCAACGCCUCACUGCUGGGUGGAAUACUGCGCAGAGCCAAGUCAAAGAACGGCGGCCGGUGUCUUCGGGAGAAAUUAGACCGCCUCGGCCUCAACCUGCCGGCGGGGCGGAGAAAAGCUGCCAAUGUCACGCUGCUAACCUCCCUGGUGGAGGGAGAGGCGCUCCACCUGGCAAGAGACUUUGGCUACACCUGCGAGACAGAAUUUCCCAGCAAGGCGGUUGGCGAGCAUUUGGCCCGGCAGCACAAUGAGUCGAAAGAAAACAACGCGCGGAAGAAAAUGGUUCUGGCUACAAAGCAAAUCUGUAAGGAAUUCCAAGACUUAUUGAGUCAAGAUCGUUCUCCUCUGGGAUCCUCCAGACCAACACCCAUCCUGGACUUGGACAUCCAGAGACACCUCACACAUUUCAGUCUCAUCACUCACGGUUUCGGCACGCCGGCGGUUUGUGCCGCUCUCAGCACUUUCCAGACAGUCCUCAGCGAGAUGCUCAACUACCUGGACAAAAGCUCCAGCGGGAAAACAAGCGGACCCAACGACCAGCAGAUCAACGGCAGCUCGGAAAAGUCGCAGCUCCGCAAAGCAGCCGAGCCUCAGAGCAAAGACGGCAAAACUGAAAAGACGGAGUAGUCCGAUCCACUUUGGGCCCCCCUCCCCCGUGCCUUGGAGCUGUGUGUGUGUGUGUGUGUGUGUGUGUGUGUGUGUGUGUGUGUGUGUGUGUGUGUGUGUGUGUGUGUGUGUGAUCCAUUAAUAUAUAUUUAUUUCUUUAUUUAUUGACUCCCUAUUUAAAGAUGUUUUCAGGACUGGGCUGGUCACUGCACAUUCCACAAACACACACAUGGUCCCCACUUGGGGAAACUUCUCCAAAUGAUCUGACAGGGUAUUAAAAAAAAAAAAUUUUUUUUUUUGUUUUUCUAUGGAACAACAUGAAAGGAGCCCUUACCAAUAAAGUCAGGACGUCAAGGUUGUGUCGCACGAGGACAGAAAGACUAAGAAAACAAACAAACAAACACACAAUGGUGGAAGAGGAAAUGUCAAAUAAUAAACCGUGAUGUUUUUACAUUUCUAUGUGACAAAAGCGCCUUUCUGAGCGCACGAGUGAGAUCUUUGCAGGCAUACUUUGGAACGUUACCAUGCCAACAGAUUUGUUUUGGAAUGUGAGAUUACUGUGUGUGUGUGUGUGUGUGUGUGUGUGUGUGUGUGUGUGUGUGUGUGUGUGUGUGUGUGUGUGUGUGUGUGUGUGUGUGUGUGUGUGUGUGUGUGUGUGUGUGUGUGUGAGACGCUGAUGCAAGCCUGUUCUCAUGAGAAUUUAGUCGGGUUUUGCACGAUUCGGUGAUAGGACAACAUUUUUCGCCCAAAGCGGCUUUAAAAUGAUACAAAUGUAGUUGCAGAAAGGAUGUACACAAUUAUGUACGCUAGGGAUGGGCGACAUGGCCUAAAAUCUGCGAUAACGUCACAAUAUUUAAACAUCAUUGGUAAAAACGGGUUACUAAUUUUGCUGCCGAUGUAUACGGUAACACAUUGCCUCACUUCCUGUUGUAUUAUUGUCUCAAAACUUUUAUGAUUCCACUUGCCAACACGACUCUUUUCCAUUAUUAUGGAUACCUCACAUUAGUUUUGGGCGAUACCACAAAGCUGGGGCAUCGAUCCGAUACCAAGUACUUGCAGUGGCACUGUUGGCCAUAAAUACUGACAUUUUGAACGAUUCCCUUUUUGCUCACAAUUAUAAUCAAACAGAAACACAGGAUGGUUAUUAUUUUCUUAUUCCUUUUUAAUACUUGAAAUAUUUUGAGCAAAAUAAAGUAAAAAAAACAAAAAAACUAGUCGUUUUUGCCCUUAAAGUCCUGCUUUGUCCUUCUUACUUCCUGUUUGUAAACAAUACCAAAAAACGACAGAAAAAGUUUUUGUGAUGAAGAAAUAAAUCUGUCUGUUGUAUCGACCAUAUACCGAUACUAUGAUUGGUAUCCUUGCUGUCAAUAUUUGUAUUGAUCCACCCCCCUCUGUUCACAUGCAAUAGCUCUAGCUCCUACAGCGUGCAGUGUAGCAGGUUGGGCUAUACCUUGUCCUCCAGUGAUAAUAAUACCUGUAAAAAACGCCGCGGAGGCGAGCAGUGGUGACUCUGUGGAGGGACGUUAGCCACCAGCAAGAAUGCUACAUUGUGUUAAAUUUGCGGUAAAUAUUAAAAGCUCUAUCGUCGCUCAAAUAUAUUGCAUUUAUAUCGUAUAUCGUCAAUAUCUCGCAAACGUAAUGUUCAGUAUGUCCUCCCGAGAGCUGAUAUCCUCUGCAGUGGACAUGUGUGUUUUGCAUAACGGAGCUAAUAUUUUUUUUGUGUGUGUGAUUUUUUCAAAAUUGCAAAGAACGCUGUUUUUUGGGAGGAUAUAUUGGAAGAAAACACGGCAGAUGCUCUACUAGUAGCCGGGGUGUUCAAUUAAACGCAAAGAGGAGGCUAAUUAAAAGCAGGCAAUAUUUAUUUUUUUUACUUUAAUCAUAAUUUGGAGUGCAUGAGAAAGUAGAAGGAAAAACUUGACCACAUGGUGUGUCAGGAACAAGUACACUGCACAAGACGGCAGCAAGAGAACCAAUGUUGUAACAGCAAGACAGAGCAAACUAAUGGAAUCCACAACAAGCAUCUCUGUGGGAACGUUUUAACGCACAUGAAGUGAAGAGGUUGCCUACAGCCACAACUGGCCCUAAUUAGACGUCUGUUUCCUUUUGUAGGCCACACACCUCGACGGUUAAUUCGACAAUUGGAGCGUUUACGUUUUGUACAAUUUCCAACUAAUUCUUGUGAGAAUACUGCAACAGCGUGGGGAAAGUAUGAGUGUGUCUUUUUCUUUUUUAGGGGGGGUUGUAAAGAGUUUAAAGGGUCCGAAGUCCGCCAUUUUGUAACCGUGACUCCGCAUUUCUUGUGCAUGUCCAUCUUUGUACACUUCCCAAAAACACAGGUUCAGAUCUCUACGACUCGCUCAUGAACAUUUGUAAAGAUAUAUAUAAAUAUUUAAAUGACUUUUCUUGUAGGAUUUGGACUCUAUAUAUGUGGAAUCCCUACAUUAAAAAAGAAAAAAAAAUUCCCGUGUUCAAUAAA